AUGGAAAACAACGGCACCCUCCCUGAUUCGUACUUCAAUGCGGUUUUCGACAGCUUUCUCAUCCUUCUCAGCGUCGCUGUAAUAGCCGUCAAUUUGCUGGUCAUCUCGCUGUUUGUUUGUCGAGAAUAUCUGCAAACGAAGACCAACAGUUUGUUAAUCAGCCUCGCUGUAUCCGAUCUAUUGGUCGGCUUGCUCGGGAUACCAAUGAAUGUGAUUUGUAACGCCUUGCUCGAUGUCGGGGUGUGCAUGGCAGCUGGUCUUAUCUAUCGUUUCAUCGCUGUCUCCACCAUCUACCACAUUCUACUAGUAACUCUUGAACGCUACAUUUAUGUAAUGUACCCCAUGAAGUACAUAAAUAUCGUUACUGUACCGCGUCUACUCACGGUCAUAGCCGCAGUGUGGAUCUUCUCCCUGUUUGCCGCUCUGAUUCAACUCGCCUGGCUAGACCCUUCAAACUUUUUCUACCAAACGAAAACCCCUGAAGAGAUCAGGUUCGAUGUGGGAUACCACAUCUUUGGAAGCGUUUUCUGCUUCUUUCUCCCCGCAAUAAUAAUGGCCUACAGCUAUGUUCGCAUGUUUCUGGUCAUUCAUCGACAAAUUAAAGAGAUCCAAGGGUUGUACAACACUCGCAGUGCUGGACACGCAAAUCAAAAAGCACCCAUCGCCACUGAAGCACGAGCCUUGAGUAUUUUCGCCAUAAUGCUUACAGUCUUCAUAAUUUGCUGGCUUUCCUUUUACGUAAGUGGUUUUCUUUUUGCAGUACUGCCCGGAUCCGAGCUGGCGCUGUCCGAGAAACUGUUCAUGGCGUUUGAUUACAUUCGUUUCUCGGUGGCUUUUGUCAACCCUUUUCUGUACGCGUUUCUCAAGCGCGAUUUCUCACGCGCGCUCAAAUCACUGUGUAGAAGGGACGGAGUUCAGCCAGGUGAGCUUGCCUCGACAGCUUCCGGGUCACGCUUUCGGACGCUGACAAUCAAUUUCUCUUUGUCGAGAUCCUCGGACAUGUAUAGGGAUGCAUAA
Molecule: messenger RNA, 1017 nt
Organism: Porites evermanni
Lineage: Eukaryota; Metazoa; Cnidaria; Anthozoa; Scleractinia; Poritidae
Source: the annotation of a GenBank genome assembly